AUGUUCGAACAAAUAAAAGAUGCGGAGACGAAGUUGAAUGUGGAGACAUCGGAUCUAUCUGUUGAUGCACAGUCUGUUAGGAAAGGUCCCACUUCGGUCGAUUUUGAUGGAUAUAUAAGCGUAGGUUCCGCUGAAGAUGGCAAUAAUAUGCUUGAAAUUCCUGUUGAUGACGAUGGUAACUUACCGAUAGCUACACUUGCACAUUCGUUCCCUGAAGCUAUAGGAUUAAAAUUCAAAAAUCAGACGACUGGAAUCUAUCGAACUUUAGCAGUAGAUGAACAAAAGCGAUGCAUUUAUCCACCAAAAGGUGGUUGGGGAACGCGACGUUAUGUAGCAAUCUUUGCAUCUCCAGCAGGUGAUCGAAAACGGCGGUCAAACGAUGAUAUGGGGGAUCUAGUAGGGGAAAAACGCUCUGGCUGGGAUGGUAGUCUGAAUGAAAGUUUGCGUGUACCGGUAGAUUUAAUCGUUCUCAAUCUCUCUUUCAAAACAGAUGAGGAGGCGCUCAAAAAAUUUUUCGAACAAUACGGUGAAGUUCAGUAUGUUGAGGUCAAACGUGACUUUAAGACCAAUAUGCCAAAAGGCUAUGGUUUUGUGAAAUUCGCUGAUAUUGAAUCGCAGGACAAAGUGCUUCGGGAUAAAGAAGUUUUUAUCGAUGGGAGGGUAACACAGGUGAAACUUCCAAACCACUUUACUAACAGAAUUUCUCAGCAGCCAUCUUUUGAAAUGCCCCCUGCUCAAGAAACAAUCUCAACAAAAUUAUACGUUGGACGUGUGUGGAAUACGCUGACAGAAAAAGAUAUAUUCGAUGUUUUCGAUGCGGAAGCAAAGAGACUUUCUCCUCUUGCCAAGGUCGAACGAGUAUUCAUCCCCAAACCUCAUCGUGGUUUUGCAUUUGUAACGGUGAAUGAUCCAAAUGUAACGAAACGGUUUUGUCAAAUACGCGACUUUAUCAUCAAAGGUAAAAGUGUAUGCGUCAGCAUCCCAACGCCAAAAAAUAGUGCGAAACAGAUGCAGCAACAAAUUCAAAAUCAAGACGUGUAUCCUACUCAGUAUCCAAUAUCACAACCGCCACAAAGUUCUAUGCACUCGUCAAAUUAUCCGAGUCAGUUCCCACAAAAUCAAAGCUGGGUAAAUCCACGGACCACAUAUCGUAACCUCGGAGCGCCGAUGUCCUACCCCCAUGAUUACAGCAAUUCGCAGCAGUGGAAAUAA
This is a messenger RNA of Brugia malayi, 1212 nucleotides long. RefSeq lists its product as uncharacterized. The record is from RefSeq and is a predicted model, not a curated record. Lineage: Eukaryota; Metazoa; Nematoda; Chromadorea; Rhabditida; Onchocercidae. Gene Ontology annotation, cellular component: nucleoplasm. Bases 1 to 1212 code for a protein of 403 amino acids. The transcript has 7 exons. Gene Ontology annotation, biological process: regulation of gene expression. Gene Ontology annotation, molecular function: RNA binding.